This is a messenger RNA of Heteronotia binoei (common prickly gecko), 530 nucleotides long. It is a transcript of the gene NPFF, whose product is annotated as neuropeptide FF-amide peptide precursor. Lineage: Eukaryota; Metazoa; Chordata; Lepidosauria; Squamata; Gekkonidae. Gene Ontology annotation, biological process: excitatory postsynaptic potential. The coding region runs from base 86 to 484 and encodes 132 amino acids. Gene Ontology annotation, molecular function: G protein-coupled receptor binding; neuropeptide hormone activity. The record is from RefSeq and is a predicted model, not a curated record. The transcript is spliced from 3 exons. Gene Ontology annotation, cellular component: dendrite; perikaryon; axon terminus.
UCCCCCAGCUCCACCGUGGAGAUAUAAAGGCACUGCCAGCAGGCGGGGGAGCAGGACAGGGGGAAGUGGAGAGCAGGCCUCAAAGAUGGAAGCCGCCCGCCUGUUGCUAGUACUGACUCUGCUCUCAGGAAGCCUCAGGGAAGGCCGAGGCCUUGAUGAGGGACUCGGCUCCCAAGAGCUCUUCGCAGAGGAACCCAAUGCAAAUCCAGAGAGACUUUUGGACUGGAUGCAGCAAGAGAAUGAGGAGCAUGUGGUCCAGAGCCCCCCGGAAGAGCAUCCGCUGGGCAGCCUUCUCCGUUCCCUGCUGCAUGCUGUGCAGAGACCAGGGCGCAGCCCGUCCUUCCUAUUCCAGCCUCAAAGGUUUGGCCGUGACGCCAGAAGCAGCCCCAGCAAUAGUGGUCGGAUCAACCUCCGGGCUUGGGAUUCCAUGGCACCCCAGUUUCUGAGUAUGGCUACGCCACAGCGCUUUGGCAAAAAAAAGUGAAGCAGGACCCAGCGGGAUCAAACCCCACCAUGGACUGUUGCCAACC